UUACUUUUGGUGUUCUUUAUUUGUCUUGGCUUAUCGGUCUUGCGUUUUGAGUUGUUCAUGCAAAGUUUCUUGAGAAGCGAGAGUUCAGGGUUACCAGAGUACGGCAAAGAUUUAAGAUGAAAUACAAGCAGUUACCAGGGCAAACGCAGGGCUGCGCUAGCAAGCACAUCUGGCAACCUUGUCUUAAGCUUUAGUACCUUGAGGAAGUCCGAACCCGUCUUCGCAAUCUCAGUUAGAUUUGUUCUGCGCCGCAAAAAGACACACAAGAGUAAACCAACGUGGGAGAAGAAAUACUGCCCUCCGACGCAGAAAGUUUCUUUACAGACUCGCAGACGGUUUCCUUCUUCAUUGUGUUUACUUAUUAGACGGGAAUGCGAUGGCUACUCAGAGCAACCAGGAUUAUUUCAGAUCCGCGAGUAAUGAAUCGUCCUCAUACAUGAUGGUUCCUACGAACAAUCGGAGUGAUGCGCCGUCCAAGCUGUGGAUUGCAAUGGUCGUUAUUAUUGUGGUGGUGCUGCAAAUAGCCUCCACUACAGGAGUCUUUCUCUACUUGAACAUGUCGAUUUCUCAGGUGAAGAGUCAGGGCAUGGAAGAGGAGCUGCGCUGCCUCGGUCUGCUUAACGCGCUGGACAGGGAUCACGAUGUGCCCCUGGAUCUGGCCCCGCUGCUGGGGGAGCCCUGCGUCAGGCUGGCCGAGGGGAUCCGGGCUUAUAUCUCCAAGGUGACUGAGAGCGUCAUCUCCAGGCACACGUUACAAGAAGCGAGAAACCUCCCUCGCACGUCAUUCAAUGUGACGGGGUCGAAGUUUGUCACCAUAGCAACGCAGAGGCCAUCGGCCCACCUGACACUCCGGGACAGCAGUCUACAGGGGUCUUCCCACCAGUUCCAGACCCCCCAAGCGGACCUGCACCAGUCCUGCCGCCACCAGGUUCGCUCCUGGGGGAACCAGAGCUUCGGCUCUCACUUGUACAACAUGAGCCUGGCCAACGGGCGGCUCCGUGUGCCCCAGGAUGGCCGCUACUACCUGUACUCGCAGGUGUACUUCCGCUACCCGACACCAGGCGAGGGCGACCAGGACGGUGGCAGCCACCAGCUGGUCCAGUGCAUCUACAAGAAGACCUCGUACCUGCGGCCCAUCCUGCUGCUGAAGGGCGUGGGCACCAAAUGCUGGGCACCUGAUGCAGAGUACGCGCUGCAUUCUGUCCAUCAGGGGGGGCUCUUUGAGCUGCGGGCGGGCGACGAGGUUUUUGUCUCUGUCUCCUCCCCCAACAUGGUGCACGCUGAUGACUCCUCCAGCUACUUCGGUGCUUUUCGCCUCGACCUGUGAGCGUCGGCUUG
Brienomyrus brachyistius is the source of this 1338-nucleotide messenger RNA. RefSeq names its product TNF superfamily member 10, like (gene tnfsf10l). Lineage: Eukaryota; Metazoa; Chordata; Actinopteri; Osteoglossiformes; Mormyridae. Bases 377 to 1327 code for a protein of 316 amino acids. The transcript is spliced from 5 exons. Gene Ontology annotation, molecular function: tumor necrosis factor receptor binding. The record is from RefSeq and is a predicted model, not a curated record. Gene Ontology annotation, biological process: immune response. Gene Ontology annotation, cellular component: membrane.